Messenger RNA from Rana temporaria (common frog), 13699 nucleotides. RefSeq names its product neurofibromin 1 (gene NF1). Gene Ontology annotation, biological process: regulation of GTPase activity. The record is from RefSeq and is a predicted model, not a curated record. Bases 133 to 8547 code for a protein of 2804 amino acids. NCBI's taxonomy places the organism in Eukaryota, Metazoa, Chordata, Amphibia, Anura, Ranidae. The transcript has 58 exons.
AGGAGGUGGAGGGGGGAAAGCGGAGGAGGUGGCAGAAUUAGAAGCGGAUACGGUUCCUGUCAUCAUCACCUCCCCUCUGGCGGCCUGUGAUCCCCGGGAAGCGGAGGAAGGGGGAGACCCCCGGUCGGGGCGAUGGCGGCUCACAAGCCGGUGGAAUGGGUGCAAGCCGUGGUGAACCGCUUCGAGGAGCAGCUUCCAAUCAAAGCCGGGCAGCAGAAUACACACACCAAAGUCAGUAUGGAGCACAACAAAGAGUGUCUCAUAAACAUUUCAAAGUACAAAUUCUCCCUGGUCAUAAGUGGACUUACACACAUUUUAAAAAAUGUAAACAACAUGAGGAUAUUUGGAGAAGCUGCUGAAAAAAAUUUGUAUUUGUCUCAACUGAUUAUAUUGGAUACACUGGAAAAAUGUCUUGCAGGGCAACCAAAAGACUGUAUGCGCUUGGAUGAAACGAUGCUUGUUAAACAGCUGCUACCUGAGAUCUGCCAUUUUAUUCACACACAUCGAGAGGGCAACCAGCAUGCAGCCGAGUUGCGGAUUUCUGCUUCAGGAGUCUUGUUCUCUUUAAGCUGCAAUAACUUCAAUGCAGUUUUCAGUCGCAUUUCCACCAGGUUGCAAGAGCUGACGGUUUGUUCGGAAGACAAUGCUGAUGUUCACGAUAUAGACUUGAUACAGUACAUUAAUGUGGACUGUGCAAAACUGAAAAGGCUGCUACAAGAGACGGUUUUCAAAUUUAAAUCCCUAAAGAAAGUGGCUCAGUUGGCGGUUAUCAAUAGUCUUGAAAAGGCAUUUUGGAAUUGGGUUGAAAAUUAUCCUGAUGAGUUUACAAAGUUAUACCAGAGGCCUCAGACUGAUAUGGCUGAUUGUGCAGAGAAAUUGUUUGACCUUGUGGACAGUUUUGCUGAAAGCAACAAGAGAAAAGUAGCAGUUUGGCCCCUGCAAAUAAUUUUACUUGUUCUGUGCCCGGAAAUUAUCCAGGACAUUUCUAAGGACUCGGUAGAAGAAAGCAAACUGAACAAGAAAUUGUUUCUUGAAAGCCUCAGGAAAGCCCUAACUGGCCAUGGAGUAGGGAAACCACUUACAGAGAGUGCUGCAAUUGCUUGUGUUAAGUUGUGUAAAGCGUCCACAUAUGUCAACUGGGAAGAUAAUUCUGUCAUAUUCCAUCUGGUUCAGUCAUUAGUCAUCGACUUAAAGAACUUGCUCUUCAAUCCCAGCAAGCCUUUCUCAAGAGGAGCCACAAAUCAGAAUGCAGAUGUAGACCUUAUGAUUGACUGCCUAGUUUCAUGCUUUAGGAUCAACCCUCAGAACAAUCAGCAUUUCAAAAUUUGCUUGGCACAGUCCUCGCCAUCAACAUUUCAUUAUGUUCUGGUGAAUUCUCUGCACCGAAUUAUCACAAAUUCUGCACUGGAUUGGUGGCCCAAGAUUGAUGCUGUGUAUUGCUACUCAGGAGAGCUCCGCAGCAUGUUUGCUGAAACGCUCAAAAUCGUCAUGCAGUUACAUACAGCAAUCCGCCUGACGCCGAGUCUUACAUUUAAAGAGAAAAUGCCAUACCUUAAGUUUAAAGAGAAACCAACCGAUGUGGAAACAAGAAGUUACAAAUACUUGCUACUGUCUUUGGUCAAGCUCAUUCAUGGAGACCCAAAGUUGCUAUUGUAUAACCCAGGAAAACCUGGCCCUGACACACAGAGCAGCUCUGCAGAGCUAAUAAAUGGAUUGGUGCAGCUGGUUCCACAGACAAACAUGCCUGAGAUAGGCCAGGAAGCCAUGGAGGCUUUGUUGGUUCUACAUCAGUCAGACAGCAUUGAACUUUGGAAUCCUGAUGCACCAGUAGAGACAUUUUGGGAAAUUAGUUCACAAAUGAUUUUUUACAUCUGUAAAAAGUUGACUGGUCAUCAGAUGCUCAACAGCACAGAAGUCCUGAAAUGGAUGCGAGAAAUUUUAAUCUGCAGGAAUAAAUUUCUUCUAAAAAAUAAGGAGUGUGCGGCUGUCGGAAGUGCAAUUCCAAUAUGUCGUCAAGCCCACACUAAAUUAGAGGUUUGUCUGUACAUGUUUCUCUGGAGCCCAGACAUUGAAGCUGUUCUAGUGGCCAUGUCCUGUUUUCGAAGCCUGUGUGAGGAGGCUGAUAUACGUUGUGGGGUUGAUGAAGUAUCUGUUCAUAAUUUCUUGCCAAAUUAUAACACUUUCUUGGAGUUUGCAUCUGUAAGCAACAUGAUGUCUUUGGGUAGAGCCGCUCUACAGAAACGUGUCAUGGCUUUGCUAAGAAGAAUAGAACAUCCCACUCCUGGAAACACAGAAGCUUGGGAAGAUACGUAUACGAAGUGGGAGCAAGCCACAAAGUUGAUUCUGAACUUCCCAAAGACUAAGCUGGAAGAUGGCCAGGUCACAGAAAGCCUUCAUAAAACCAUUGUGAAGAGGCGAAUGUCUCAUGUAAGUGGAGGCGGUUCCAUAGACCUGGCUGACACGGACUCACUACAGGAGUGGAUUAACAUGACUGGUUUUCUUUCUGCACUUGGUGGAGUCUGUCUGCAGCAUCGCAGCACUGUGGGACUAGUUACUUACAGUCCCCCUAUGGGUCCUGUUAAUGAGCGAAAAGGUUCUGUUAUCUCAAUGGUUUCUACUGAAGGAAAUGCAGAAACUCCAGUCAGCAAGUUUCUUGAUCGGCUUCUCUCAUUAAUGGUUUGCAACAAUGAGAAAGUUGGAAUUCAAAUUCGGACAAACAUCAAAGACCUGGUUGGUUUAGAGUUGAGCCCUGCUUUGUAUUCAAUGCUGUUCAACAAAAUGAAGAACACCAUUAGCAAGUUCUUUGACUCCCAAGGACAGGUUUUGCUCAAUGACACAAACACUCAAUUUGUUGAACAGACGAUUACGAUCCUGAAGAACUUGCUUGAUAAUCACACAGAAGGCAGCUCUGAACAUUUGGGACAAGCUAGUCUAGAAACCAUGAUGCUAAAUCUAGUCAGAUAUGUACGUGUUCUGGGUAACCUGGUUCAUGCCAUACAGAUCAAAACCAAGCUAUGUCAACUGGUGGAAGUAAUGAUGGAACGGAGGGACGAUCUUUCUUUUUGUCAAGAAAUGAAGUUUAGAAACAAGAUGGUCGAGUAUUUGACUGACUGGGUAAUGGGAACAUCUAACCAAGCUGCAGAUGAAGAUGUAAAAUGCCUCACAAGAGAUUUGGAUCAAGCAAGCAUGGAAGCAGUGGUAUCUCUUCUUGCUGGCCUACCUCUUCAACCUGAAGAAGGUGAUGGUGUUGAGUUGAUGGAAGCAAAAUCUCAAUUAUUUCUCAAGUAUUUCACACUUUUCAUGAACUUGCUGAAUGAUUGCAGUGAGGUUGAAGAUGAUGGCACACAGACGGGUGGCAGGAAGAGAGGAAUGUCUCGGCGUUUAGCUUCCUUAAGGCACUGUACAGUAUUGGCUAUGUCUAAUCUUCUGAAUGCCAAUGUGGAUAGUGGCCUUAUGCACUCAAUAGGUCUUGGCUACCAUAAGGACCUACAGACAAGAGCUACAUUUAUGGAAGUUCUUACAAAAAUUCUGCAACAGGGAACAGAGUUUGACACAUUAGCUGAGACAGUUCUAGCCGAUCGAUUCGAAAGGCUGGUGGAAUUAGUCACCAUGAUGGGAGACCAAGGAGAAUUGCCUAUUGCCAUGGCUCUAGCCAAUGUGGUUCCUUGCUCACAGUGGGAUGAGCUGGCACGAGUCCUUGUGACGCUCUUUGAUUCCCGACAUCUACUGUAUCAGCUUCUGUGGAACAUGUUUUCUAAGGAAGUUGAGCUAGCGGACUCCAUGCAGACACUUUUCAGAGGAAACAGCUUGGCUAGUAAAAUCAUGACAUUCUGUUUUAAGGUAUAUGGAGCCACGUAUCUUCAGAAACUUUUGGAACCACUAUUGAGACUGAUCAUAACAUCUCCUGAAUGGCAACAUGUCAGUUUUGAAGUGGACUCUUCAAGGUUGGAUGGAGUUGAAAGCCUUGAAGAAAACCAGCGGUGUCUACUGCAGAUGACGGAGAAGUUCUUUCAUGCCAUUAUAAGUUCCACCCAUGAAUUCCCUACUCAGCUGCGCAGUGUGUGCCAUUGUCUGUAUCAGGCAACAUGCCAUUCCCUACUGAAUAAAGCUACAGUAAAAGAAAAAAAGGAAAACAAAAAAUCAGUUGUGAGCCAGAGGUUUCCCCAGAACAGCAUCGGUGCAGUUGGAAGUGCUAUGUUUCUCAGGUUCAUUAACCCGGCCAUUGUGUCUCCCUAUGAAGCAGGGAUAUUGGAUAAGAAGCCACCAGCCAGAAUUGAACGUGGCUUAAAGUUAAUGUCUAAGAUUCUCCAGAGCAUUGCCAACCAUGUCUUGUUUACAAAAGAGGAGCAUAUGCGACCUUUUAAUGAAUUUGUUAAGAACAACUUUGAUGCUGCACGAAGGUUCUUCUUUGACAUUGCAAAUAAUUGUCCUCCGAGUGACACUGUUAACCACAGCCUCUCCUUUAUUACUGAUGGAAAUGUUCUUGCCUUACAUCGGUUGCUUUGGAACAACCAGGAGAAGAUUGGACAGUAUCUAUCCAGUAACAGGGACCACAAAGCUGUUGGAAGAAGACCAUUUGAUAAAAUGGCAACUUUACUCGCUUAUCUUGGGCCUCCAGAGCACAAGCCUGUGGCAGACACCCAUUGGUCAAGUCUGAAUCUCACAAGUUCCAAGUUCGAAGAAUUUAUGACUAGGCAUCAGGUACACGAAAAAGAAGAAUUUAAAGCAUUAAAAACUCUAAAUAUAUUCUACCAAGCAGGGACAUCAAAAGCUGGAAAUCCUGUUUUCUACUACAUUGCAAGACGGUUCAAGACUGGCCAAAUAAAUGGAGACUUACUGAUCUACCAUGUUCUUCUGACUUUAAAGCCAUACUAUGCCAAGCCAUAUGAGAUAGUGGUAGAUCUUACUCACGCUGGGCCCAGCAAUCGCUUUAAAACAGACUUCCUUUCAAAAUGGUUUGUGGUUUUCCCUGGCUUUGCAUAUGAAAAUGUGACAGCAGUUUAUAUCUACAACUGUAACUCCUGGGUGAGGGAAUAUACAAAAUACCACGAAAGACUGCUAACUGGUCUGAAAGGCAGCAAGAGGUUAAUUUUUAUCGAUCCAUCUGGAAAGUUAGCCGAACAUAUAGACCAUGAUCAGCAGAAACUGCCAGCAGCCACACUUGCUUUGGAGGAGGACCUGAAGCUGUUCCAUAAUGCACUUAAACUGGCCCACAAGGACACUAAAGUGUCAAUUAAAGUGGGUUCUACGGCUGUUCAGGUCACUUCAGCAGAGAGGACGCGGGUUUUGGGCCAAUCUGUGUUUCUGAAUGACAUCUACUAUGCUUCUGAGAUAGAAGAAAUUUGUUUAGUGGAUGAAAAUCAGUUCACAUUGACUAUUGCUAAUCAAGGAACACCCCUCACAUUCAUGCACCAGGAGUGUGAAGCCAUUGUCCAGUCUAUCAUUCACAUACGGACUCGAUGGGAACUGUCGCAACCAGAUUCCAUCCCCCAACACACUAAGAUCCGUCCAAAGGAUGUUCCUGGAACACUACUUAACAUAGCAUUACUCAACUUGGGAAGCUCUGAUCCAAGUCUACGGUCUGCUGCCUAUAACCUUCUGUGUGCCUUAACAUGUACCUUUAAUUUAAAGAUUGAGGGGCAGCUACUGGAGACUUCGGGUCUUUGUAUCCCAGCCAACAAUACACUUUUCAUAGUUUCCAUUAGCAAAACCCUGGCAGCUAAUGAACCACACCUCACACUUGAGUUUCUAGAAGAGUGCAUUUCUGGCUUCAGCAAAUCUAGCAUUGAGCUGAAGCAUCUCUGUCUGGAAUAUAUGACUCCCUGGUUGUUGAACCUUGUUCGGUUCUGUAAGCUCACUGAUGAUGCAAAGAGGCAGCGUGUCAGUGCUAUCUUGGAUAAGCUGAUAACCAUGACUAUUAAUGAAAAACAGAUGUAUCCUUCCAUUCAAGCAAAAAUAUGGGGCAGUCUGGGACAGAUCACAGAUCUUCUAGAUGUUGUACUAGACAGCUUCAUCAAAACCAGUGCAACAGGUGGACUGGGAUCUAUAAAGGCUGAAGUUAUGGCUGAUACAGCAGUUGCUCUGGCAUCUGGCAAUGUUAAGCUAGUUUCAAGCAAGGUGAUCGGGAGGAUGUGCAAGAUAAUAGACAAGACCUGUCUUUCUCCUACCCCAACACUGGAACAGCACCUCAUGUGGGAUGAUAUUGCCAUACUUGCCCGAUACAUGCUCAUGCUAUCCUUCAACAACUCCUUGGAUGUGGCUGCCCAUCUACCCUACCUCUUCCAUGUUGUCACAUUAUUGGUGGCAACAGGUCCUCUUUCUCUUCGAGCUUCCACCCAUGGACUUGUGAUCAAUAUCAUUCACUCCUUGUGCACCUGCUCACAGCUGAAUUUCAGUGAGGAGACCAAGCAAGUGUUGCGGCUCAGUCUGACAGAGUUUUCCCUGCCCAAGUUCUACCUUCUCUUUGGGAUCAGUAAAGUGAAGUCUGCUGCAGUUAUCGCUUUCCGAUCCAGUUAUCGUGAUCGUUCAUUUUCACCUGGUUCCUAUGAGAGGGAGACAUUUGCUCUGACUUCAUUGGAAACUGUUACAGAAGCACUGUUAGAAAUUAUGGAGGCUUGCAUGAGAGAUAUCCCAACUUGCAAGUGGUUGGACCAGUGGACUGAACUUGCUCAAAAGUUUGCAUUCCAGUACAAUCCUUCACUACAGCCACGAGCGCUUGUUGUGUUUGGCUGUAUAAGCAAGCGUGUGUCUCAUGGACAGAUUAAACAGAUUAUCCGAAUUUUAAGCAAGGGAUUGGAAAGCUGCCUAAAAGGUCCUGACAACUACAACAGCCAAGUUCUAAUAGAAGCCACUGUGAUAGCACUAACCAAACUGCAGCCGCUUCUGAAUAAGGAUUCCCCUAUGCACAAAGCUCUAUUUUGGGUGGCGAUGGCAGUACUCCAGCUGGAUGAGGUUAAUCUAUAUUCAGCAGGUACAGCACUACUGGAACAAAACCUGCACACAUUAGACGGCCUUCGAGUAUUCAAUGACAAGAGCCCAGAAGAAGUUUUCAUGGAAAUAAGAAAUCCUCUUGAGGAAUGGCAUUGUAAACAAAUGGACCAUUUUGUUGGCCUCAAUUUCAACUCUAAUUUCAAUUUUGCACUAGUUGGGCACUUGUUAAAAGGAUAUCGACAUCCAUCUCCUACUACUACGGCAAGAACAGUGAGAAUCCUUCAUACGCUGCUCACACUUGUAAAUAAACACCGAAAUUGUGAUAAGUUUGAAGUAAAUACGCAGAGUGUUGCUUAUUUAGCAGCCUUGCUUACUGUGUCUGAAGAGGUGAGAAGCCGCUGCAGUUUGAAACACAGAAAAUCACUGUUGCUGACAGAUGUUUCGAUGGAAAAUGUUCCUAUGGAUACAUAUCCAGUACAUCACAGCGACCCCACCUGCAGAACGUUAAAGGAGAACCAGCCAUGGUCUUCUCCAAAGGGAUCUGGCAUGCAUCUAGCUGCAAGCUACCCCACAGUUGGACAAGUUAGCCCACGGACAAGGAAGUCCAUGAGUCUGGACAUGGGGCAGCCAUCACAAGCAAACACUAAGAAGCUGUUGGGUACAAGAAAAAGCUUUGACCACUUAAUAUCUGAUGUUAAAGCUCCUAAAAGACAGGAGAUUGAAUCUGGGAUCACUACACCUCCAAAAAUGAGAAGAGUAGCAGAGAAUGAUUAUGAUAUUGAUACACCAAGGAUAUCAUCACCUCAACAACAUCCUCAUUUGCGGAAAGUUUCUGUUUCUGAAUCAAAUGUGCUUUUGGAUGAGGAAGUUCUAACAGAUCCUAAGACACAAGCGCUGCUGCUGACUGUUCUAGCUACACUUGUAAAAUACACUACAGAUGAGUUUGAUCAACGUAUCCUUUAUGAAUAUUUAGCUGAAGCAAGCGUGGUCUUCCCUAAAGUAUUUCCGGUGGUACACAAUUUGUUGGACUCUAAGAUCAACACCCUUUUAUCGCUGUGUCAAGAUCCAAAUCUCUUGAACCCAAUACAUGGUAUUGUACAGAGUGUGGUGUAUCAUGAAGAGUCUCCUCCACAGUACCAACCUUCUUACCUACAGAGUUUUGGAUUUAACGGUUUGUGGAGGUUUGCUGGACCUUUCUCCAAGCAAACGCAGAUACCAGACUACGCGGAGCUAAUAGUGAAAUUUCUUGAUGCCUUGAUUGACAAAUACUUGCCUGUAAUUGAUGAAGAAGCCAGUGAGGAGUCUUUGCUGACACCUACAUCUCCUUAUCCUCCCGCUGUGCAGAGCCAACUGAGUAUAACUGCGAACCUUAACCUUUCAAAUUCCAUGACCUCCCUUGCCACUUCCCAGCAUUCCCCAGCUUCUCUGCCUUGCUCUAAAUCUGCAGUUUUCAUGCAGCCGCUCCCUCAUCAAGGGAUUGACAAGGAAAAUGUGGAACUCUCUCCCACCACUGGUCACUCAAACAGCGGUAGAACGCGCCAUGGUUCAGCAAGCCAAGUGCAAAAGCAAAGAAGUGCUGGCAGCUUCAAACGUCAAAGCAUCAAAAAGAUUGUGUGAUAUUUUUUUUUUUUUUUUUUUUUUUUAUUAUUAUUUAUUUUAAAGUUCCUUAUCUAAAACUGACUUAAGCGGGCGGCUUAUCCUUGGCCCCGGCACAAUAUGAUGCUGCACUUAAUUUUUUUUUUUUUUUUUUUUUUACUGUUUUCCAUGCAGUCAGCCAUGUUGCCAGAAGAUCAAUACAUCGAAAGCAUCGUUUGAACUCUAUACCAUUUGGUUUCCUUAUACAUUUUUCCUUUUCCAGUUAUUUCCAAUCUUUGAGGGAACCAUGGUCACAAGCGUAUCAAUGCCUUGUGAAUUUUAGAAUGAAGAAAUUUUGUAUUUUGAUAACGGUGGCCCUGCCUUUACUGCAUUAACUGUGUAAACAUUAGUGGCAUUCUCAUGAGUCUUUUUUUGCCUUGUCUUUUUUAUUAUUAUUAUUUGUGUUUACUAUGUUUUGCAUUUAACUAAAUAUUAAAGCUAAUCCUUUAUAGUGGCUUUGGUGGGAAAAGAAACCAGUUUAAAUCCUCCCCUUUAAAAAACACUUUUAGCUGUGGAUUUUUUUUUACCUAUUUGCUUAAAAAAAAAAAAAAAAAAAAAAUCCUGUCCCAAAUAACUUUUUUUUUUUUUUUUUCUAAUGGUACUUUGUUGAAACAAAUAUGAACUGGUGUCUGAAAAGGGCCACCAUACUAAUUAGAUUUUUGGGUACUUGCAAUAAAUUUGUUAAAGUAAUUAUAUUUUUAUUCCUAUAAAAAAAAUAUAUAUAUAUAUCUAUCUAUUCCAAAUGUUUGCGCUGUUAAAGUAUUACAGCAUCUCUUUCAUCUGAAAUGCAUCAAUGAGUUCUGUCCUUACAAUGCACUAUUUAUGAAAGGCAGAAUGUAUUCUGACAUUAAUGUGUUUUGAAAUGUUAUGUAAAUAUAUUUGUGUAUUUGGGGGGGGGGGGGGGAGAACUACUGUGGUGUUUUCAGAGUAAAGAUAUGGUAAGUAAAUUGGGUGCAUCUGAGUAGUAAAAGGGCUUUAUUUCCUUUCUGCUUGAUGAUCAUUUCCUUAACCCUUCCAGAGAGAGGUGUUAAAAGAUUUCUUGCACUUAGGGGCGUAAUCUGUGUUAAAGGUAUAUGCCCUCAUGAUUGGAGCUUCAUUUUCAAUUCUCAAAGGACAUAUAAUUACUCUUUUGGAGAUACUCACUUUUCUGUGCAAUGUUGGUUUUAAAACUUGGGGAAGGGGAGUGAGGCAGGUGCCUUUUGUUCAGGCCAGCAAAUAUAAUGGUACUUUUUGAACUGACAGGAUCCUCCUUGGAGGAACUGCAUCAUGAAGUGUGUGAUGCACUUUAACUUUUUCGUAGAUCUGGUAAUAGUUGGCAGUCUAUUGUCUUAGCCACCCUUCAGAACUAUGGUCUUUCAUGUUAAACUAUAAAAUUUCCCAUCUACUGUAUUACUUGUAGUACUAGAGCUGGCUGUAUAACGUAAAUCCAUUAAGUCAUAUUUCCCCAAAUUACAUGUCCUUUAAUUAUUAUAAUCUAUUUACAGACCGGUUACAUUUUCCAUAUAGAAUAGAUCAUGAUGUCCAGAGUUGCCAUCGUUUUUUUUUUUUUUUUUUUAAUAUAACAAAAACAUUUAUUGUUCAGGGGGCAUAGAAGCUAAAACUAUCACUGUGAAAGGUUUGAAUUCUAGCAUUCAGUGAAGUAUUAAAUGAUUGACUAACCAUUUGAUACUGUCUUGCGGAUAUGUGUCACUACAGCAAAUCUUGGGGUAUAAUGCUAUGUACCGGAAUACUUUGUAAAAGGGAGGCGAUUGCUGCGCAGGGCUUUAGACACUUGUCCAGAACAUUCUUAACUCAGAGGAAAUCAAUCCUUUUUGACAAAUUUUGAGCAAAAGGGAAAGACAUCUAGGUGCUUGCAUUUAGGGCUUAAAUAUAUUUACUGCUGAACACAUGUAGAAUUGAAAUACUUAGAAUGCUAUUCUACAACUUAGAUCUUGGACGAACGACCAAGAAUGGCUUUAAACGAAAACACAAAAUAUAGUUCAAUAUAAGAAAACUAUAGAGUGAUUUAAAUGUAUUUCAGUAAAUCAAACUCCACAGCUAAACAAAUAUAAUGGUACAAAUAAGUGUUGGGAUUUAAUAAUUAUAGCACAUAAUCUGCAUUUAACCAUAUGAUAACGCGUAUUUCACAGAUGUAAAUAAGUGUCUUCUUUUGUUGUUUUCUGACAUUGUGAUUUUGUUUUGUUUACAGUCCUGGAAAAAUAAAACUGUGGACAGAAACCUAUUAUGCAAAUAGUCUGCCAAAAUCCCAGUGUACUUCUGUUUAGCUGUAGCUGGUGUUAAUGACAUGAAGGACAAGGCUUUACAUGGACAGUGCAAAAACUUACAUGUAAUGCAUAGAGGAUUCUUGGCACAGCUCGUGUGUGUGUGGUGGUGGUGUGGGGGGGGGGGGGUACCUGGAGAAAAGGAAAAGUAAAACUGUUGCCCCAGCUUCUCUGAAAUCUGUGCACAGCACCUUUUUUUUUAUUUUCCCUUUUUUCCAGCUUUAAUAUGUGAACUGCUGUAUGGAAUGAAGUGAUUUUUAAACAAAUGAAGUAACACAUUUGGAGAAAUGUUUUGCUAAUGGACUGAUGGGCUUCAAUAUAUACAUCAGAGAUGCGUUUGAAUAUACAGUUCCCAUAUAGUUUUGCAUUUAAUUUUUUUUUUUUAUCUGUUAGGUAAUACAAAUGACAACCAUAUCUAACUGCCUGUCAAGAAAUUACAUAGGUAACUGGUAGUUCAUUAACUGCAGCAGAUUUAGCAAAGCGGUCUUUCUUCAGCACCAUGCUCUGACAUAUAGGGUCUAAGUUGCUAAGAAGAGACAGGUUGAUUGUGUAUUUGGGAUAUUAUUGCAAAGCAGGGUUAGUAACGCUAGAGUAAAGCUAGCGAUUUAAUUUUGUAAAGAGUAUUGUCCUCAAUGCACAGCUAUAGUCAAAUUACCCCACUACCCUAGCCUCAUGUAAUGAGUAUCCAGAGCAGUGUGUUGACUGCUGCUGUACCCCUCGGCUAUAGAGCAACACCAUUACUUGCAUGGCAUUGCUGUUGAUGGAUGGCAAAUUCCAAUGGUGCUUGCUGGACAAACCGCAUGAACAGAAGCAAUUUAUCAAUGUACAUGUAUUGCACGUUAUAUUCCACCCUGUAAGUAAAACAGUCAAUGCCGACAGGGUGCCCAAGUAUAUUUUUUUGCAAAGUACGCAGUAAUGUUAUUGGCACACCUGUAGGUCUCUGCGGACACCCCUCAAGCCCACCCAAUAUACUCCCGUAUUUACCUUCGCCUGUUCCCAGUAUCUUCCUGCACACAACAAAGCUUGUUCAGCAGCAUUAUAGUGCACUUUUUUUUUUUUCAAAAAGAGGCACAUGCAUAAUAUGUGCUCCUUCCCUAUUCAAGCAUCGUUGAGCCACUGAAGAGAGUGUAAUGCGCAUGCACUGGGGAUAGAGCAUACAAUGCACAUGGAGCUCUGCUCUGUCCCUGUGCUAUUAGGGAAGAGCAAAGGUAAAUAAAAAUAGUCGUACUGUAUAUCUGACUGGCUGUUGGUGUGCCUGCAGAGGACUACAAGUGUUGACAGUCUUAUUGUACUGUAUUUUGCAAAAAGGCACCAUGCAUUGUAAUAUUCUGGGGUCCCAUAUCUGCAAGGGUCGUUUUACUUGGGUGGACUAUGCCAUUAAUGUUCAUAGUCAUUCUACAGUGAACUUCCACUUUGACAUGCAUUACUAAUAUUGUAGAUCAUUUUAUACAUAAUAUGCUACCAAACAAGUUCUUAUGUCAUGGAAGUAUAUUUAUAUAGUUCUGUGUACCAUUUCAAUUGCAUACCUUUCUGUACCUGCUACCCAGCUUAGUAAAGAAUACAGUAUAUGGGCACCAAUAUAAUGUACUUUUGACUAGAUUAAGUCAAAAGUAGAUUCAAAGAAAAUCAGUUUAAGGUAUACAAUUCUCUGAAAUGCCUUUCUCUACAUCAUUCUUCCCUAAAAUAUUCCUGUGGUUCUAUAAAAAGGUGUGUGUGUGUGUGUGUGUGUGUGUGUGUGUUAUAAAAAGCUUGACACAAGUUUUCUCACCCACUGUAUUUGAACACUAAAAAAAAAGUUUUGCUGAAACGUUCUUAAAUUUUGGAUAGAACUUGAACUGAAAGAAAAAAAAUACUAGUCUGAGCUGCAUUACUUAGGUUAUAUUUCAAAUAAUUCUGCCAUCAGACAAAGCAUAUAAUUGUGAGAAUUAUCGACUCUUGGUUUGUAUUAAAAGCAAAAUUGGUGCCCAUAGCAAAUCUACGCUUGUACUCUUUUUUUCAAAUCUUCUGUAUAAAGAUGACAGGCACAAUCUGAUUGGUUAGUCAUUCCUGUAAAUGCAUUCAUAUGUUGGUUAAAAAGACCUUAGUUGUACAUUUUCUAUCUGAAUUAUUUACCUUCGUGGUUGAAUACUAUGUAUUUAUCUUUAAACACGUCUGAUAAACAGUUUGAAUCUCUGAUGUGCAUAUUGGUUUCAGUCUAUGUAUAUGGGUAUAUGGUUCUGCAAGCCUGGGUAAUGUCCGGUUCCUGGUGGGUAUGGGCAGUCUGUAAGGUUUUUAACAUUCAAUUUUAGGCAGUUUUUCCCUCCCUCUUUAAGCAUGUGUUAUCCAAUGUUAUGCAACAGACUUUACCACAGAAAGUCACUUUUAAGUGUUAGCAACAUUACUUUUUUAAUGCAGUAAAUUCAUCUGUAAAUAUUUUUUGUGUAAAAUUUGACAGAAAGGUAUAUUUACUACACUGUAAAUACAUGUGACAAUAUAUUGUAUUAUUUUGCUUUUUUGUAAAGCAGUUAGUUGCUGUACAUGUAUAACAUAAAAAAUUUGAAUAUUCUAGUGUUAGUAAUUGUUAACUUCUCUCCUUCCUGCUGUUGAGUAUGUCAUUUAAAUGAAAAAAGAAAACAUGAUGCUGUGUUCUACAAACUCUCACUGUGUAUGAUAUAUUAUUUCCUUUCGGGCCAUACAGUUUCAGCUGUUCCUUUACUCACUAUCCUGUUAAUAUUGUAAGCAAGUGUAUGCCAGCAGGAAUAAAACUGCCACCGCCAGCCAAACUGGCAUCUAGAUACAGUUAGCAGAAAUGAUUUAUCAUAACUGUUUUCUCCCCAAUGUUCCCUCAUGUAUGUACAUCCCCUUUUUUGAAGUAAAAUGUAAAUUCAACCUGC